Molecule: messenger RNA, 550 nt
Organism: Eutrema salsugineum
Lineage: Eukaryota; Viridiplantae; Streptophyta; Magnoliopsida; Brassicales; Brassicaceae
Product: non-specific lipid-transfer protein-like protein At2g13820
Exons: 5
Coding region: 71-550 (159 amino acids)
Biological process (GO): lipid transport
Molecular function (GO): lipid binding
Source: RefSeq, a predicted model, not a curated record
CCAUUUAAACUCAAACAACCAAUUAAAAAAACAAACUCUUGAGAGAUUUUGGAACAACGCAAAGAAAAACAUGAAACCUGAAAUGUGUUUACUGUUGCUGCUUGCAGUGGUGUCGACAAUUUCUGCUCAGUCGAGCUGCACAGACGUCAUAUUCAGUAUGGCUCCAUGUCUGGUCUACGUCACCGGAAACUCUUCUUCUCCUUCUCAACAAUGCUGCAACCAGUUGGCUACUGUUGUCAGGUCUUCUCCUGAGUGUUUGUGUGAGGUUCUCAGUGGUGGAGGUUCUCAGCUUGUGAUCAAUGUUAACGAAACACAAGCUCUUGCUUUGCCUAAAGCUUGUAAUGUACAAACUCCUCCUGUUAGUCGCUGCAAUGGUGGUUCUUCGGUUAAUUCUCCUGCAGGAUCAUCAAACACUUCAGAACAUGGAAAUGGAUCGAAAACAGUUCCAGGAGACCGGUCAUCACCUAAUUGUCAAAUAAUUGAAGAGUGGACCCCUAAGUCCGACCACCUUUGUCUCCAUUUCCACAAAUCACAAUUCCAUGUCUCUUAG